ACAUUUUGCGUUUGGCUGCACAGCAGGGCAGGGCCACACAGCCACUGAAGAGCUGCCGCAGCAGGACAUGAUGGUGCUUUGAGGACUACUCUACCAUGCAGUCCACCAUGAAUUUCAAUGGACUGCAGCGCCAGGGCAGCCAAGAGAAUUACAUUCUGGAUAAUACUCUGAGGAAGAAAUGCUCCCUGUGGUACAGGCGCUCACUGAAGGGAAACAAUGAUCGACACCGGCAGAGCACAGGCUCCCUGCCCAGAGUCUGCAAGCCGAAACAAACCCACUCCAACUCACUGGUUGAUUACUCUGACCCACAAAGGAUCACAAUUGUACUGGAAAAACAAGACAAUGAAACAUUUGGUUUUGAAAUUCAGACCUACGGCUUGAAGCUGAAGGACAGCUCUGCAGUGGAGAUGUGCACGUUUGUGUGUAAGGUGCAGGAGGACAGCGCUGCAGAGAGUGCAGGCCUCACCGCAGGAGACAUUAUCGUCACAAUCAACGGGGUCAGCAUCGAAGGAUCGUCUCAUCAGCACAUCCUCGAUCUGAUAAAAGAAUCAACCAACAGUCUAAAGAUGGAGACUGUAUGUGGGAAUGUAGUGAAGCAGAUAGAGCUAGAGAAGAGGAUGAACCUGCUCAAGCAAUCACUACGCGAGAAAUUGGUGGAGCUGCAAGCGCUUACAGUACAGGAAAGACGCCUAACGCGAGGUAACUUGAACAACAGCGGCCUCCACCUCCCCGCGGACUGUUCGGCUGUCCUGAGCUCCCCCAUGGGCCGCUGUGGCCGGCGUUUCUCCAGCGACAGCAGCUACAGGAGCGGGAUGACUGACGACAGCGAUCAGGCCAGUGUGUUUGGAGAUCUGAGCUCCCCCAGCCCCUUCAGUGCAGCUAGCACCUCAGACGAUGCCUGCUUCUUCUCCAGAGACUUCCCCUCGCAGGACAGCUCCGGACGGUUUUCCUCAAGCAGCAGCCACCACCAUCAAUCCCUCGCCCGCUCCAGCAGCUCCAGUUUGGCCGGCAGCAGCGGAUCCCUCUCGCCUUCCUGGGAGGAAACAAGGAUCUCCUCCUUGUUCGGUACCCUGCCCCGUAAAAGCAGGAGAGCCAGUGUUCGCAAGCACAUCUUCAGGUUAAUUCCUGGACUCCAGCGGUCAGUUGAGGAGGAGGAGAUGGGGACAAACGCUCACUGAAGGGCUGUUCACGUACUCUUUGUACUCAGUGAUAAGUUACCAAGGUUUCUCCUGCUGUGAACAAGAUUCAGAGACAAAUAGACACUGUAAUGAAGUGCUUACCCAUAGCUAACAGGCUGGGUUAGCUCUUGAAAAAUAAUAAUAGGGGUCUGCUUUUAUGGGGGCACAGAGAGGACACAUUGUGGCACUUGGCAUUAAGAUAAUGUCAAAGCUUAUGCAGGAGGGUCUUCAGCCUUUAAGGUGAGCCUGGCUCACUGUUUGGCUUCACUGGUGGUGCACAAAAGCAUUAUGAAAAUGUAAAAUGUUCUUCCUUUGAACAAGUGAUUGAAUGAAUGUACAUACAAGAUGAGUGUGAUCAGCAUUAAUCAUAUCAGCCUGAACUGCUGCAGCAGUUUAAAAAGAGACGACCGUGACCUGAAAUACAUGAGAACCAUCAUCACCAUUCAUUUUUCAAGCAGCAGGACUUCUGUCACGUUCAGGUGCUGAAAACCAAAACGAAACCUCUGCUCUGUAUAGCCGGCUGCUCAGCUCAAAACAGGAUGUGGGUACGAGAGGUACUACUUAACUGUUUUCAUUUCCAAAAUGACUUUCAGGCUGUAUACAACUUACUUGCGUUGCACGCUCAGAAACACUGAAACUGUUUCUUGUCUGAAUCAACUGAAAUUUGAAUGUUUCACUUUCAGUAGCAAGAAAAUACCACUUUUACGAGGCUGUCAGGCUUUAUUUUUUGGUAUAAAUCCAGAUUAUAUGUUUGCAAAAAUAAAUAAACUUGUGAAGUCUUA
Molecule: messenger RNA, 1960 nt
Organism: Chelmon rostratus (copperband butterflyfish)
Lineage: Eukaryota; Metazoa; Chordata; Actinopteri; Chaetodontiformes; Chaetodontidae
Product: cytohesin 1 interacting protein
Exons: 8
Coding region: 96-1178 (360 amino acids)
Molecular function (GO): protein binding
Source: RefSeq, a predicted model, not a curated record